Patiria miniata (bat star) is the source of this 3098-nucleotide messenger RNA. Its product is annotated as tripartite motif-containing protein 2-like. The transcript has 2 exons. The coding region runs from base 500 to 1645 and encodes 381 amino acids. NCBI's taxonomy places the organism in Eukaryota, Metazoa, Echinodermata, Asteroidea, Valvatida, Asterinidae. Gene Ontology annotation, molecular function: metal ion binding; protein binding. The record is from RefSeq and is a predicted model, not a curated record.
ACAGGUGCAACACAGCCAAAGGCAAAACAAGAAAGGAUUUUAUGUAAGUUCUCGUAAAUCAUACACGAAACGGUCGUCGGGAUCAGACAACAGGGACACGCACGCUCCCCACCACUGAAUAAAAGAAGCUGAUUCUUUCACGGGCUGAAUAGUGUUGAUAUGGAAGUGACGACUGACUGCACGCUAUACACGCACUCGCACAGUUUAUGAAUUGACGUUGGCAUAUUUCAUACAUACGACAAAACAUGGCACUAACAGUUAUACGUUAGUGUCUGACCAGUUUGCUAGUGUUUACUAUCGUUUUCAGUUUCAACUUGGUUUGACGAUUAGCAGCAUUCAUUGAACCACGCGACUUCAGGCCUACCGUACUUCAUUCGCAGAACGGGUCGAGGGCAAAUCGGGUCGAGUUCACGGCAGCACAGUCAACGCACCUCGACUGUAAGACCGAUCACUUCGUCAGUCACUUGUGACAGUCCAAAGCCAGAGAAGGUAGACAACCAUGACUUCCUACAGCGCUGUGCAGCUAUCAACAGAGCUUCGAGACGUCUUCCUGACCUGUCCCUUGUGCUUGGGGCGCUUUUUGAAACCCAAACAGCUUCCCUGUCAGCAUACAUUCUGCACCCGAUGUCUCUUCAAGUGGUUCAAUGCUCGCCCCAUCCGGGCCAAGAACCUCCAAUGUCCCAUCUGCAGAGAUUCGGUACCGGUGCCACAGGCCGGUAUCCAAACUCUACCGGACAGCAUGCUGGUGGUGUCAUUAAUGGAGUUCCUGGACAGGAAGUUUGAGACCAACGAGUCGAUAUCUUCGGUCCUGGUCGGACUCGUCCACCAGUUUGGGGUCAAGGGGAACGCGGAGGGACAGCUCUAUAAGCCCCUCGGGGUUGCCGUCAGCGGCGACACGGAGCAGGUCUUUGUCGCGGACUGCAAGAACCGGAUCCAGGUCUUCGACAUGGACGGCAAGUUCCUCCGCAAGCUUGUGGUGAAGAACCUCAGCAAGAAGUUCACGCCGACCUUCGUGGGCAUCACGCGGCACCUGAGCAUGGACGGCAGCGAGAGGCUGGUCAUCUCCGACAUCAACAACAAACAGGUCUUGGUGUGUGAUCUACAAGGCAGGCUGCUCCGUCAGGUCGGUAAGCACGACCUGGGCAUGCCGGGCGGGGCUGCAGUCACAAGCGACGGCCAGAUCCACGUGGUAGACGUCUACGCCAGGGUCGUCAGGUCUUACGAUCGCUACGGCACCCCGCUGAGACUAUUAGGUCGCUACGGAUCCACAGAAAACGCCUUCCGUCACCCCAAGCACAUUGCCGUCACUAAGAACGAUGAUCUGGUAGUUACAGACUCGUCCAACAACACCGUCCACGUCUUUGAGAUGUCCGGUCGAUUGGAACGGGCAUUCGGCGUCCGCGGUAAAAUGGACGGAGAGUUUCGGUCACCCAGUGGCCUGGCGGUGGACUGCGAGGGUAACAUCCUGGUAGCUGACGUUGGUAACCACUGCUUGCUCAUGUUUGAUAUCAAUGGUCGGUUUCUCAGGCGGAUUGAUGAUCCCAUUGAUGACCUUCGACAUCCGGAGAGUGUUGCCAUGGCAGGAGACUGCAAAGUCGCCGUAGCAGAUGCCACCAACCACUGCAUCAAAUUCUUCUCCUUCUGAGUCAACGCCCAAAGAAUUUUUUUUUUUGAAAAAUCAGAUCACAGAGUUAAAAUGUACAUAAAAAACACAGUUAAUAUGUAUUGGAAGGCUUAUUCCUAAAAUUGCAAAAAUUAUAACAAAAAGUUUCCUUUAUAGCAUAUAUACAUUAACCUUUCUUCGCUUUUGUCGAGUUGUAUUCAGAGUACAUUUUAUUACGAAAUUAUUAAGGUGCUUUUCUUUUAAAUGUCAUGAAAAAAUGUUUCUUAUCGUAUUAUUUUCGUGCGUGUAUUGGCGAUCACACAACACUACUUUAUUAUGAAAAAAAGUAACCAAUUUCUUUUGGUAUUUAUAUAGGAAGUGAUCGAAGAGAUGCAUGAUGUAUAAUCAAUGGGUCUGGGUAUUCUUAAUACUUGAAACUUGGCUUUGUGUAAUCAGAGUGGUCGUGUAAUGGAUGUACUUUGUAAAGAUGAUCAUAUUUACUCACUUUAUGAUAAGGCCUGAGAGUUUCGAUUUUCUUGCGAAUUACUUUGGCCUGUUUGAAGGUAAAAUGAGACUUUAUUCGGCAUACUAGCACUGAAACUACCCUUUAAAAUUGUUGGACCUUUUACAUAAGGACUUUAAGUAAUGCAAGUAUAGUGGACGUUCCAUGGCAUAGCUAGGCCUUUCUUUUUUCGCUUUCAUUCAUGAGACCCUUUUUUUUUCGCUUUUAAAUUCAUGAGUAAAUAAUCAUGAGUUCAAUCAUCUCCACGUGGUGAAGAUAAAUGAGAAAAGAUGUACAAUUCUAUCUGCAUGUUUCUUACAUUGUAGAUAAUGAGUAAGAAGAAAAUGUGCUUAGUUCAAAGCUAUGCCUAGAGGUUACCUUUCACAAAUCAGAAUUCGUUAGCUUCUUGGCUUUGAUUCAUUGUACAAAGCUCAGAAACGGAAUGUGGUAGAUUCCCCUGCGAACCCGCUCAAUAACAUUUUCCAGGUUGUUAAAUUUUACUCUUUUUUGUCACAUGCCACUGACAAAGUUUAAUUGUUUUAGCGAACAAGGGCUUUUACGAUUUAUUUUCAAUUAUAAGUGUGUGAAAUGUACAUGCUCUUCCCCGAGUGAUCACAAUCACUUAACCUGUACAAAGAUUUACAAUUAGGCGAAAUGUCGUGCAAUAAAUGUUUAUCAUGUUUCAGUCAUUCCAUACUUAGAACUUGUACUUUCUCAAUUUCAAUUCGGUCUGUAUUAGAAUAUUCAGUAUUAUCAGCAAUGUACAUAUUUAUUAUAGAGGUAUUAAUCACAAAUCUAUAAUCAACGUUGUACAUCUAAUAAACUAUUCUCACAGUCCAAGUUUACUGUAAUAAGAAAAAUUGAUGCAGACGUCGUAGGUAUUAUAAUGUCUCCAAGGUCAAUUUCUUUACCUGGAUAUACAAAAUAAUGAAUGUUUAUGGGUGCAAUGGUAAGAAUAAUUCCACGAGGCGAAGCCGAGUGCAUUGAACCUUC